Messenger RNA from Anopheles aquasalis, 2230 nucleotides. RefSeq names its product leucine-rich repeat-containing G-protein coupled receptor 5-like. The record is from RefSeq and is a predicted model, not a curated record. Gene Ontology annotation, molecular function: protein binding. Lineage: Eukaryota; Metazoa; Arthropoda; Insecta; Diptera; Culicidae.
UUUACCGAAGCGGUCAUACUUUUCGUUGGCAAAAAUGUUACCCAAGAUACUCUUUGUUACGUUAGUCCUAUGCACGAGAUGUUUCACACCGGAGGCAACUUCUUCAGCAAGAUACUAUUGUGAACAAUUGGAUGCGAUGGAGUAUUACUUUGUUAAUGUUUGGACAGAUCAAUUUGCGAAUUAUGACUUCUCGUGUGAUUACGCGCAUUACUACGAUAAUGCUAAAAUUAGUUUUUUCUCUUCUAAAAUGAGUGAAAUUCCACAUAAAUUAUUCGAAAUGUAUGACAACAUAGAUAAACUUUCUCUCGUAGAUUGUGGCAUUGAACAAGUUUCACGCAGAAGCCUAAACGAGGCAGCACGAUUGACAGAUCUAGAUCUGUCUCGCAAUAAAAUUACGGAGCUACGAAAUUAUGCCUUUGAGGGUGCCAGUAAACUACAAACGCUCAACCUUACCGCAAAUAACAUCAGCGUCAUUGAAGAUAAGUCUUUUAACUCCGUGAGAGCAUUGCGAGUAUUACUGUUGGGUGGCAAUAGCUUAAAAUCCUUCAGUGCGGCAGUGAUAGUGGAACUAACAGCACUCGAAGCAAUCGUUCUUGCCAACAACCAGCUGCAGGAACUUGAGAAUAGACUGUUUGCUAGAAACGAAGCCCUCAAAAUCGUUCAUAUACAAAACAAUUCUCUCACCAAAUUUGCCGAAGAAACAUUUUGCAACCCAAAAGAGUGUAAUGAUUUAAAUUUAGAUGAGCUUGUGUUGAACAACAACAAUAUAAAGGAGCUCAGCCUUCCAAAUAUUAAAGUAACAAUUCUAAGAGUGAAGAACAACCUGCUGAAUCAACUUCAUAUAUCGACGACGGUAAAGGAACUCAGUUGCUCGCAUAACAAAAUUUCAGAAAUAGUAAUGGCCAACGCUUCAGAGUCAAUGCUAGCUCUUCUGGACAUAACAAACAAUUCGGUAUCUUCUCUCGAAUUCAUUGCUCAGUUUCGCCAUUUGCAUACAUUAUAUCUUGGUCUCAAUCCAGUGAAUUCACUAAAUGUGACUAGUUUUGCAUCUUUAUCCCAGUUAAAAACUCUUGGUUUGCAAGAGACCAACAUUUCAAACUUGCGCCAUGGCAUAUUCGGCCAUCAGGAGCAGCUGGAAUGGCUUGAUCUUUCCUUCAAUAGCUUAGACCAUGUAGAUAUGCUCAUGCUAGCUUCUUGUGCCCAAUUGAAUACCAUUUAUCUCGAUGGUAAUCGCCUAAAAUCAAUUGACUACGAACAGAUGAAAACCUAUUUCCCGCAGCUGAAGCUGCUCGGUAUCGCCGGUAAUGAUUGGAAUUGCACGUAUCUUGCUAAAUUUGUGCGCUACUGUUCCACCCAAUCUAUUGAAUUACACAAACCACACACCUCCGUGUCCCCACGUGAUCAACCCAGCGUAAAAGGCAUUUACUGCCUGGACGAUAAGCAUACGACCCACAAUUGGACCGCUACGAUACAGGAGCUUCACAGUGCGUACAACGAGAGUGGUAGAUCGGACGAUGCCGCUCUAACAGAACUGUUCCAGAGCAUAAUGGCGGAUGUGAAACGCUACGGAGAUGAUCACUCGAGAACAAUCAACCAAACCUCCCGUCUCGAGGCAGCAUUGUUUGAUUUGACGAAACAACAAUUUCUGCUGCAAAAAGAUGUGAAUACGAUUCGCGAAACCCUGCUCAAGAUGGAGCUCUCGCAGCUGUCCAAUCGUACCAACGAUUCUUCCUACAGCAGCGAAGAUCUGAAGCGCAUGAUAGAGACCGUCAACAAUUUGACGCUCGAUAAGCAGGAGCUCAGUGCGAAAAAGUUAGAGUUCAGCAUCUACGAGCAGUCGUUCAAAGUGGAUAAGGCGCUCGAGAUGGCGAAGGAGAUCGGCGCGAAGCUCACGAUACUGGACAAACGGAUGGAACAGUGGAUUGCUAAUAUUAUCAACUCGGAAGGGGCCGGUUUCUAUGCAAAGCCGUUGAUGCAGGCUCAGCGUUUGUCUGAUGAUAGCAUAAAGGAUGCACAAGGGCAUGGCAGUAACAGUAGCGUAAUGGCAGCAGUUCUAUUCAUGACGGGCCUGAAUCUGACCCUUAUUGUUGGUUUCUUAGGUUACUUGAUCUAUCGUAACAGAAGUCGUUCGCUCUUCACAAAACAUAGACGCAAUGUUCGCGAAGGCUGCAGUAUGACAACAAUCAUGGAUGAUCAAAUAUGAACUUAGCUUCAAUAACUUUAUCACGAA